GUGACAGGGAGUUCUGGCGGAAAUUGUUGUCCGCGCGCAAAAGCCAGUCCAACGGAUAUCGGGCGACGAGUGGGAAGAGCUGGAGAAGGAACGGCCGCCCCCACCCAGAUGAGAUCGGAAGCAGCUCUGCCGAAAUGGGCAUCGAAGCCUUGCAUGAUGGGAAUCGAUGAAGCUGGCCGCGGCCCUGUUUUAGGACCUAUGGUUUAUGGAUGCGUGUACUGUGCUUGCUCAUAUCAGAAGGCGCUUUCCACAUUGAACUUUGCAGAUUCAAAAACUUUGAAAGAAGAAAAGAGGGAGGAGUUAUUUGAGAAUCUGAAAACUGAUGAAUCCAUUGGUUGGGCUGUGGAUGUGAUAGAUCCAAGGGAGCUCUCCUCUAAAAUGUUAAAGAAACAUAAAAUAAACCUGAACGAAAUAUCACAUGAUUCUGCCAUUGGCCUCGUCAGCAGAGUGCUCAACCUGGGUGUUCUUCUUACUGAGGUCUAUGUGGACACAGUGGGAGAUGCUGAAAAAUACAGGAUCAAGCUUUCUGAAAGAUUUCCAUCAAUUAAAUUUGUAGUUGCCAAGAAGGCUGAUAGUAUACCCGUUGUAAGUGGAGCAAGUAUAGUUGCAAAGGUUACAAGGGAUCGAGCAUUGCGAGAUUGGGUGCUUGAUGAAACUGCUGAAAACAUGCAUAGAAACUUUGGGUCAGGAUACCCUGGAGAUCCUGAGACUAAGUCCUGGUUGGAUGACCACAAACACUCAGUUUUCGGUUUCCCCACGCUAGUUCGGUUCAGCUGGGGAACUUGCACAUCAUACUCCAAACAUCUUGUUGAAGUAUUAUGGGAAUCUGAUGCUGCUGAUGAAGAUGGUUUAUCUGAAAGGACUCGUAAGCGGCAACUAAAGCUAACAAAUGUUGGUUUUACUGCAUCAAAGAGGAAAAGUGAAGAAAUUGAAUCAAGUGGUAAAGGACGUUGCAAGUUUUUCCAGGCUCGUAAGCUUGAGCUGCUCUCUGAGUUUUGAAGCUGAGGUUGGUGUAUCUCUAAUUAGUGAUAGCUUUGUUAUUCUUGCUCCUUCACGAUGUUUUUGUUCCAUUGGCUACAACUAACUCCAGUUUAUGAAAUUGAAUAGAAUGACGAAGUAGAUUUUUAAUCUGGCCAAAUUGUAGUUGCAAAGGCAUCAAAGUGUGUGUUACAGCAUAACUAGUUAAAUAGGUACUGAAUGACAGUGACAGCAGAAUAGAAGUCGCUUAUAACCUCUUUCAA
Molecule: messenger RNA, 1241 nt
Organism: Coffea arabica (coffee)
Lineage: Eukaryota; Viridiplantae; Streptophyta; Magnoliopsida; Gentianales; Rubiaceae
Source: RefSeq, a predicted model, not a curated record